Rhinopithecus roxellana (golden snub-nosed monkey) is the source of this 685-nucleotide messenger RNA. It is a transcript of the gene FABP6, whose product is annotated as fatty acid binding protein 6. Gene Ontology annotation, cellular component: nucleus; cytosol. Gene Ontology annotation, molecular function: fatty acid binding. The record is from RefSeq and is a predicted model, not a curated record. The transcript has 5 exons. Gene Ontology annotation, biological process: fatty acid transport. The coding region runs from base 235 to 621 and encodes 128 amino acids. Lineage: Eukaryota; Metazoa; Chordata; Mammalia; Primates; Cercopithecidae.
AGAGGACUAUCUCACAAGAUAGGUAGACUGGAGUGAUCACUGAGGAGAUAGAGUCCCAGCAUGUGAAGUGGUACUGAGAGACAGAGCAGGAAAUGGAAGUCAAGAUUCUGAAUCCUUAACCCCUUCCAGCUCUGAAGCUUGAACAAAAUAAAACUCAUCCAGCUCCCAGCCCAGUGCCUGGCACACAGGCGUCUUCAAGGCACCUGGUACCUUCUCCUCCAGCCUCCCAGCAGCAUGGCUUUCACCGGCAAGUUCGAGAUGGAGAGUGAGAAGAAUUAUGAUGAGUUCAUGAAGCUCCUCGGGAUCUCCAGCGAUGUCAUCGAAAAGGCCCGCGACUUCAAGAUCGUCACGGAGGUGCAGCAGGAUGGGCAGGACUUCACUUGGUCCCAGCACUACUCCGGGGGACACACCAUGACCAACAAGUUCACUGUUGGCAAGGAAAGCGACAUACAGACAAUGGGGGGCAAGAAGUUCAAGGCCAUCGUGCAGAUGGAGGGCGGGAAGCUGGUGGUGAAUUUCCCCAACUAUCACCAGACCUCAGAGAUCGUGGGUGACAAGCUGGUGGAGGUCUCCACCAUCGGAGGCGUGACCUAUGAGCGCGUGAGCAAGAGACUGGCCUAGGCAUCCAGACCCGGCCCAGGGAGCUACAAACCCGCCAAUAAAACUGAUAAUAAGGACAGAUGCU